Prionailurus viverrinus (fishing cat) is the source of this 1603-nucleotide messenger RNA. RefSeq names its product rhomboid like 1 (gene RHBDL1). Gene Ontology annotation, molecular function: serine-type endopeptidase activity. Bases 111 to 1232 code for a protein of 373 amino acids. The record is from RefSeq and is a predicted model, not a curated record. NCBI's taxonomy places the organism in Eukaryota, Metazoa, Chordata, Mammalia, Carnivora, Felidae. The transcript has 8 exons. Gene Ontology annotation, cellular component: membrane.
CGCCGAACGGAGCGGGCGGAGCGGGCGGGCCGGGGCGGAGCGGAGUCCUCCGCAGAGCAGCCCCUUCCGGCCGCGGCCGCCGACCCCGGCCCCCGGCCCCGCCUGGCUCUAUGGACAGGAGCUCGCUGCUGCAGCUUAUCCAGGAGCAGCAGCUGGACCCUGAGAACACAGGUUUCAUCGGUGCGGACACCUUCACUGGCCUGGUGCACAGCCAUGAGCUGCCUCUGGACCCAGCCAAGCUGGACAUGCUGGUGGCCUUGGCCCAGAGCAACGAGCGGGGCCAGGUCUGCUACCAGGAGCUGGUGGACCUGAUCAGCAGUAAACGCUCAAGCAGCUUUAAGCGGGCCAUCGCCAACGGACAGAGGGCCCUGCCCCGGGACGGGCUGCUGGAUGAGCCAGGCCUGGGCGUCUACAAGCGGUUUGUGCGCUACGUCGCCUACGAGAUCCUGCCCCGGGAGGUGGACCGGCACUGGUACUUCUACCGGCACCGCAGCUGCCCACCCCCCGUGUUUAUGGCCUCGGUCACCCUUGCCCAGAUCAUCGUGUUCCUGUGCUACGGGGCCCGUCUCAACAAAUGGGUGCUGCAGACCUACCACCCUGAGUACAUGAAGAGCCCCCUCGUGUACCAUCCCGGCCACCGUGCUCGAGCCUGGCGCUUCCUCACCUACAUGUUCAUGCACGUUGGCCUGGAGCAGCUGGGGUUCAACGCGCUCCUGCAGCUGAUGAUCGGGGUACCCUUGGAGAUGGUGCACGGUCUGCUCCGCAUCAGCCUGCUCUACCUGGCCGGCGUGCUGGCAGGCUCCCUGACUGUCUCCAUUACCGACAUGCGGGCCCCUGUGGUGGGGGGCUCUGGUGGGGUCUACGCCUUGUGCUCGGCACACCUGGCCAACGUCGUCAUGAACUGGGCUGGGAUGAGGUGUCCCUACAAGCUGCUGAGGAUGGUGCUGGCCUUGGUGUGCAUGAGCUCCGAGGUGGGCCGGGCCGUGUGGCUCCGCUUUUCCCCACCACUGCCUGCCUCAGGCCCACAGCCCAGCUUCAUGGCACACCUGGCAGGUGCAGUGGUCGGGGUCAGCAUGGGUCUGACCAUCCUGCGCAGCUAUGAGGAGCGACUUCGGGACCAGUGCGGCUGGUGGGUGGUGCUGCUUGCCUACGGCACUUUCCUGCUCUUCGCCAUCUUCUGGAACGUCUUCGCCUAUGACCUGCUAGGCGCCCACAUCCCCCCACCACCCUGACGGGCUCCUCAGGGCCACACAGGCCAGGGUGCGGGCGUGUGUGGGCCAGCCACCGGGCGAGCCCGCGUGUCCGUCCUCUGUGAAUGUACAUCUCAAGACUGCUUGUCCUCCGUGGGGACUGGUGGGUCCUGUAGCCCAUGGUGUCCAGGCCAAGCCUUACAUCAGCCCUGGCCACCCCCUCCCAGGCCUGGGGAGGUAGGACUGCCUGGCCAGGCAGUGGAGGUCCCCAAGUGUGGCCCUGGAGGAGACCCUGCCCCAGCCUCCCCACCACGAUUUGCGGUCUGAGCCUUUUUGGAAAACGAAUAAAUAUUUUACACAGCACCAGGUGGCUGCACCAGGGCUCUGAGGGCGGGCCUGGCCUCCUUCCCACU